UUACGGUGGUCAAAAUUACCGCGGUACCUGCGGCCUCCCACAAUCCCCCGCACCCGCUCAGCCGCUGUAGAGAAGCCGCAAUGUCGGCCGCGCUGGUGCGUCGCGGCCUGGAGCUGCUGCAGGCUGAGGACGACGCGGCCCCGCGGGCCUCCACGGCGUCGCGCAAGGGGAAAACGAAGUCUUCUGAACAUUCAGUUCAAAGCAUUGCAAAGAAAAGCAAAACCAAUAAGAAACUACAAAAGAAACGGAUGCGUAACCAACCAACAGUAAAAAAUAAAAGUGUAAAAUCUGCCAUCGAGGAAUAUAAACGCAAACAAAAUGCCAAUCCCUAUAAAACGAAUUUGCAGUACCUGCUGAAGAACCAGUCAUCUUCUACAAAAAAAAUUACACAAAAGAUCCUGGCGCAAAACCGAGGAAGAAAAGCCAAAGACAAACCUGUAGAUGGGAAGAAGCCUAAAAUUAAGAAGAGUCUCUUUUCUGAUGCAUUAUUCAGGAUGUUUCAAAAGGAAUAUUUUGGCAAAUAAAUGUGUUUUUGUAAGAUUUGUUUUCUCCCUCUCUUGGUAUUGGACAUUCAGUACCCGAGUUAUUGUUUCAUGCAUUCCCAAUAAUAAAUAAAGGACAAAGCAAUCUAGAAUGUUCCACUUGUUUGAGUAUACUCAAAAUAGAUGAAAGCAGCAACACCAUUCCCUGGUAUAUCCAACAAUAUAUGGCCUAGAAGUUUGAACCCCCCUCUUAUAAUGAAAACCACUCGAUGGAUCAUAUGUAAUAACACUAUGGGGACCUCAUUUGCCAGUAAAAAUAUGAUAAUUGGUUCUUUACCCUUCUAUCUGGCAACAAAACUGACACCUUUUUGCAAGGAGUCAUGUUUGCAUAGACCGCAAUACCUGCAGUCAUAACACAAACAAAAGAACAUAACUCUGAUAAUGUGCACUGUCCUUGAAGUUGAUUGGUCCACACCCGAGACAGCUUUCCUUCGAGCCUAGUCUCAUAUGGGUUGGACCAGAUGACGCCAAAAGGCGCAGUUUUUAUUAAAAUGAUUAAAUGUUUUUGAAAUGUCGAAUACAUGUUUUAAUAAAUUGUAAAUAUCGAUGU
Messenger RNA from Lethenteron reissneri (Far Eastern brook lamprey), 1092 nucleotides. RefSeq names its product ribosomal protein S19 binding protein 1 (gene RPS19BP1). Gene Ontology annotation, molecular function: enzyme binding. Gene Ontology annotation, cellular component: nucleolus. Lineage: Eukaryota; Metazoa; Chordata; Hyperoartia; Petromyzontiformes; Petromyzontidae. The record is from RefSeq and is a predicted model, not a curated record.